Messenger RNA from Penicillium angulare, 1527 nucleotides. Its product is annotated as 3-oxoacid CoA-transferase. NCBI's taxonomy places the organism in Eukaryota, Fungi, Ascomycota, Eurotiomycetes, Eurotiales, Aspergillaceae. The record is from RefSeq and is a predicted model, not a curated record. The transcript has 4 exons. Gene Ontology annotation, biological process: ketone body catabolic process. Gene Ontology annotation, molecular function: succinyl-CoA:3-oxo-acid CoA-transferase activity. Bases 1 to 1527 code for a protein of 508 amino acids.
AUGUCGCGGCCUCUCGCCCCUGUGAUGUCGGUCUUCCGUCCCAUCUGGCGACGGAACUUCUCUGCUUCUACCACCAAGAGCGCUAUUAACAAGCUCUGUGGCUCCGCACAAGAUGCCGUCAAGGAGAUGAAGGGUUCCUCCACUCUCCUGGUCGGUGGAUUCGGUUUCUCUGGCGUUCCUCUUACUCUGAUCAACGCUGUUCGGGACCGUCCUGAUGUUACCGAUCUUACCGUUGUUUCUAACAACGCCGGCAUGCCUGGCGUUGGUCUUGGUCAAUUGCUUGAGACUAAGCAGAUCAGUAAGAUGAUCGCUUCGUUUAUUGGCGAGAACAAGGUGUUCGAGAAAAUGUAUCUGAGCGGUGACCUGGCUCUGGAGCUUACUCCCCAGGGUACCAUCGCUGAAAAGUGCGCCGCUGCUGCAGCUGGCGUUCCGGCUUUCUACACUCCCGCGGCUUUUGGAACUAUCAUUCAAACUGGUGAACUUCCAGUUCGGUACAACAAGGAUGGCACAGUGGCAGAAAUGUCCAAGCCUAGGGAGACUCGCGUUUUCAACGGCAAGGAAUUUCUUUUGGAAGAAUCGAUCUACGGUGACUACGCUCUGGUUAAGGUUCACAAGGCCGACAGACUUGGCAACUGCCAAUUCCGCAAGUCUAUGAACAACUUCAAUGAGGCUAUGGCCAAGAACGCCAAGGUUACCAUUGUCGAGGCUGAUCACAUCGUCGAGGUUGGCGAGAUUGACGCCGAGGAUGUUCACCUGCAGGGUAUCUACGUCGACGCUGUCAUCCAGUCUGUCGAGGAGAAGCAAUUCGACAAGAUCACUUACGCCAAAGAUCCUUCCGAGCUCAUUGCCGGUGGCAACAGCGAGGCUACCGCCCGCCGUGACCGCAUCGUCAAGCGUGCCGCCAAGGAGUUCAAGGACGGCAUGUACGUUAACCUCGGUAUUGGUAUCCCUCUGAUCGCUCCCUCCUACCUGCCCGAGGGUGUCGAGGUCGUCCUGCAGGCCGAGAACGGUAUUCUGGGUCUGGGUGGUUACCCCAAGCCCGGCCAGGAGGACCCUGACCUGAUCAACCCCGGCAAGGAGACUGUUACCCUGAACCCUGGUGCCUCUGUUUUCGGCUCCCACGAGAGCUUCGGUAUGAUUCGCGCCGGUAAGGUCGACCUUACUAUGCUGGGUGCCCUCCAGGUCAGCCAGUACGGUGAUCUCGCCAACUUCAUGCUUCCCGGUAAGGUCAAGGGUGUUGGUGGUGCCAUGGACCUGGUUGCCAACCCCGAGAAGACCAAGGUCGUUGUUACCAUGGAGCACACUGAUAAGAAGGGCAACGCCAAGAUUCUUCCUGACUGCACCUUCCCUCUGACCGGUCCUCGCUGCGUUUCCACCAUCAUUACCGAUCUGGCUGUCUUCGAUGUCAGCCCCACCGAGGGUCUGACUCUGAUUGAGCACGCUGAGGGUGUCACCGUUGAGGAGAUCCGCAGCAAGACCGUUGCUCCCUUCAAGGUCUCUGCUGACCUGAAGCCCAUGCAGCUGUAA